Messenger RNA from Verruconis gallopava, 2002 nucleotides. RefSeq lists its product as uncharacterized. The transcript has 2 exons. NCBI's taxonomy places the organism in Eukaryota, Fungi, Ascomycota, Dothideomycetes, Venturiales, Sympoventuriaceae. Bases 119 to 2002 code for a protein of 627 amino acids. The record is from RefSeq and is a predicted model, not a curated record.
UGAGUAUAUAGGUACGGACCUUAAGGGAGCAAGCAAUCAGUCUCACAUCUUCCACUUCCCAUCCCUCACCUCAUCUUCUCGUCUUUAUUACUCGUCCUGUAACUUCUGAGUAACAAUCAUGCCUGGCGCAAAGAGGCCCGUCCGCGUGGCCGGUGCUUCUGGAGGUUUUAGUGACAGAGUUCAUGCCAUCUCUCGACUCGCGGCUAACGAAGAUGUGGAUAUCAUCGUGGGAGACUGGCUCUCUGAACUGACCAUGACCAUCCAUGGCACAGGCAAGGUUGCUAACCAAGAACGUUUCGCGGGCCGCGAACUUACUUGGGAUGAACAAGUUCAAAACGCCAUGUUUGCCGAAAACUUCAUGGACUGCUUCGAACCAGCUAUUGACGAUCUUGCCAAGAAGGGUAUCAAGCUCGCUGUCAACGCUGGCGCAAGCGAUACCGAGAUUCUCGCAAAAAUCGUCCAGGAGAAAGUGAAGGAGCGCGGCUACGACCUGAAGGUUGCCUGGGUAGAGGGUGACGAUGUCACUGGCGCCGUAAAGGCCAUGCUUGCCAAGGGUGAGGAAUUCCGCAGCUUGAUGCACAACAAGUCGGUGAAAGAGUGGGGUCUUGAUCCCGUAUGCGCUCAAUGCUACCUGGGUGGUCUCGGUAUCGCCCGUGCUCUGACUGAGGGUGCCGACAUCGUCAUCUGUGGUCGAGUCUCUGAUGCCUCGCCCAUCAUUGGUGCUGCUGCAUGGUGGCACGAAUGGAGGGCAGAUCAGUUCGAUGAGCUUGCCGGUUCUUUGAUUAUCGGUCAUUUGCUCGAGUGCGCCGCAUACGUUAGUGGCGGUUAUUGUUCAGAUUUCAAGAAUUUGCUGAAAACCGGCAAGCACAUUGAUCUUGGUUUCCCUAUCUGCGCCAUUGAGGCCGACGGGACAGGAACCAUGUACAAGGAGAAGAACACCGGCGGUCAGAUGACCGUAUCAUCUUGCACAUCACAAUUGCUCUAUGAAAUCCAAGGUCCACAGUACUACAAUUGCGACGUCACAGCUUGGCUGGAAGACAUUAAAAUGGAGCAGGUCGGAGAAGACCGCGUUUACGUCAGUGGUGUCAAAGGCCUGCCUCCACCACCGACAACCAAAGUCGGUUUGACUGGAUUUGCUGGCUGGCAAGCUGAAUAUCACGUUUAUCUCUGCGGCCUAGAUAUCGAGGAGAAGUGCAAGUUUACCGAAGAUCAGAUCCGCUAUGAGAUUGGUGAGGAAAUGCUGAAGAAGUUCACGGUCCUCAAGUUUAUGCAGAACGGAUCCUCCGUGCCGGAUGCGCGCAAUCAGGAUGUCGCCACGGUUGACUUCCGCAUUUUCGCCCAGUCGAAGGACCGUGAGCUUCUGAACAUGCGCAACCCGAACGGCUUCUUCCGCAAGUCGAUGGUGACCUUCCUGCAGUCAUGCCCCGGUGCUUCCCUUGGUAACGACAUGCGCCAAGCCGAGGGCAAGCCGUACUACGAGUACCAUCCAACCUUGUUGCCGCAGACAGAGUUCAAGCAGCGCGUGCACUGCCUCUGGGGCGAGAAUAAGAUUAUCGACAUGCCGCAUCCACCGAAGACACAGGUUUACGACCGACAACAGCCAAGCUACGAGACCAAGGAUCCAGUUCCCCUCGACAGCUUCGGCGAAACGGUCAAGAUUCCACUGGGCCGCAUUGUACUUGGUCGGUCUGGUGACAAGUGUUCCGAUGCCAAUGUCGGCUUCUUUGUUCGCCACGACGACGAGUGGGACUGGCUCCGCAGCUUCCUCACAGUCGACAAGAUCAAGGAGCUGCUUGGCCCAGAAGAGGCAGCAAAGGCAACACACAUCGACCGCUUCGAAAUGAAGAAUCUCCGAGCCGUUCACUUCUUGCUCCACGACCACCUUGAUCGUGGCUAUGACGCAUGCUCAACAUACGACACGCUCGGCAAGAAUGUGUGUGAAUAUUUGAGAAUGAGAAUUGUUGACGUGCCCAAGAAGUUCGCUGAGCGCCCGUGGGUAUGA